Molecule: messenger RNA, 2106 nt
Organism: Rhinolophus ferrumequinum (greater horseshoe bat)
Lineage: Eukaryota; Metazoa; Chordata; Mammalia; Chiroptera; Rhinolophidae
Gene: MLLT11
Product: MLLT11 transcription factor 7 cofactor
Exons: 2
Coding region: 842-1114 (90 amino acids)
Biological process (GO): positive regulation of DNA-templated transcription; positive regulation of mitochondrial depolarization; apoptotic signaling pathway
Cellular component (GO): cytosol; nucleoplasm
Source: RefSeq, a predicted model, not a curated record
CACAGCUCCCCCCUGGACUGAGGAGGCGCUGCACCCGGAGCGCCGUGGGAGGCGGCCUGGGAAGCCCCCGAGGGCCGCCGCCCCUGCUGGGCCAAGCGCGGAAUGCGGACCCCUGGACGAGGGCCGGACAUCCAGGCUGGGCCCCCGGAAUCGCACGUUCCCUUUGCGCGCCGAGGCAAAACGAAGCGGAGCCCCUAGAUCCCCCCAGCCCAAUUCCGAGAUUCUCAGAAGCAUCUCCCCCAAUUUUCUGUGCUCUACCCCAAGUGGAACAGGGCUCCGUUUAUUGGGGAGGCGAGUUGGGAGGAGUAGGGAUUGGAGGAAGGGAGGCAGAAUUUUCCUGAUUCUCAAAACCACUUCGUAACUGAAAUCCUUAAAUUGGGGACUAAAGGGGGCCUCCUCUCUCCAUUGUUGCCUAGAGUUAAGGGUUUUAACCCUUAAACCGAAAAUCAGAGGACAAUUGACUGCUCGCUCAUUGCACCCCCCGUCAGCGUGGGUGUGCUGGAAGAGCCGGGCAAUCACGGUGCAGACCAAUACGCCAACUGAGAUGCCUCACGCCUGUCUCCCUCCCCAAAGGGUUCUGGAACCUAUCGUUUGAAUUAGCCGAGUCAGGCAGGGAGGGGCGGGGAGUCCUUCCGCCCGGCCUAGGAGGGGCUGCAUUGCAGGGGGAGACUGAGCCGACCGACUCACUCACUGAAGGGAGGGAGAGGGAGAGGGAGCGAGAAGACAAAGCCGGCGAAGCCCCCACAGCUGCCUCUGUCUCCAGCCCAGAGCAGGCUCCGGAGCCCCACCAUCCUCCCUCCAUCUUUGGAACACGCUAGUAAUUCAUUGAUAACAGGAAGUUAUGAGGGACCCUGUGAGUAGCCAGUACAGCUCCUUCCUUUUCUGGAGGAUGCCCAUUCCAGAACUGGAUCUGUCGGAGCUGGAAAGCCUGGGCCUGUCUGAUACAUCCACCUACAAGAUCGAUGACAGCAGCGUUGGCAAAAUGACUGGGCAAGCAACUGGAACAGAGGAGGAGAAAAACCCGGAAGGUGAUGCCCUCCUGGAGUACAGCACCUUCAAUUUCUGGAGAGCUCCCAUUGCCAGCAUCCAUUCCUUCGAAUUGGACUUGAUCUAAGCCCGAGACCUUCUCUCCCACCACCUUGCCCUCGUUGUCUUCACUUUCAAGCCCCUUCCUUUCCACCCUUUUCCCCUAUUAAUCUUGCUCUCUCUCCUCUAUUGUGUUGAGGUGCUGAUCAAUCUGCUAGAGUCGUAUGGUGUUGUAUUUAUUUUUUAUUUAUUUACUUAUUUAUUUAUCUUCCUUGUCAGUGUCUCUCCAAAGCCCUCAAGCCACAAAGGGUUCAAGCAAUGAAGUUACUGGGUCACAGAGAUUCCUCCACCCCUCCCUCCACAUUAAUUCCAGAAAACAGGCCUGAUAGGGACACCAGAGAGUAGUAUAGUGGUGCAAAAUGGAAGGAAUGAUUGUUUUCCCACUCCAUGACAGUAAACACAAAUAUUUCUUAAAGGGUUGAAGAAUAGCUUGGAAGUUUUCAUUUGCGAUGAUCUGUCACGAGACAGUCGGAUUUCUAAAAGGCUGAGGGGAUAAGACUCUUGCAUUUUUGUUUCUGCUCCUUCAGUAAUACACUCUUUCGCAGAGAAAUUGGGGGUAAAGGUAUAAAGCAAGGGUGUUCCCAUCAUGGAAAAUGAAAAUAGGGGAAAGCAGUGAAGCCUUUCAGAUAUAGCUAUGGUUUCUCAAAAGGGUGUUUCUUCUUCACGCCUACUCACUUUAUAACUUUGCCCCUAAAUGUGGGUUGAAAACUCUAGCUGAGGAAAAUCACUCCAUUUCAAAUCUUCACAUGCUGUCUUGCUAUGAUGAUGAUUUGUAAGGUUUUGAUUCAGUUUCUAAACAUAGGGUUUGGACCUUAGUAUUUCGGACUUGUUCUCCUGCAUUUGUGAUGUGUGGCAUUGAUCAAUGGGCCUCAGGCACAGUUCUUCAGCCACCUUGACCAUGAAAUGAACAAUCACAUUCUGACCCUACACCUUGUCCCCACUCCUUCCAAAAUUAUCGCUGCUGAUUUGUGCUGCCAUUUACUCAUUUCUUUAAUAAAGAUAUUCAAUCCCAGGACUGCA